AUGGCUUACGUGCAAGGUGGCGACGGCGGCGAGAGGGCCUCGCGGUGCCGCGGCCGGCGAUCCGGCCGUGGCUACCAGGGACCGGACCUGAUCAGCAGCCUCCCCGACGACCUGCUCUACCAUAUCCUGAGCUUCGUCACCACGCCGGAGGCCGUCCGCACCAGCGCGCUGUCUCGCCGGUGGACCGGCGUCUGGACCCGUGUCCCGCGGCUCCUGCUGCUCGACGAGGAGUCGAAGGACGUCGACCGGAUGCUGGACAGCUUCGAUGGCGUCCUCCGCCGCUACGCCACCGACGUGGACAUCGCCGACCUCACCAUCAGCUACCACUGGGACUGCCCCGAGGUCACCGAGGAGCGGGCCACCUCGUGGGCCGGCUUCGCCGCCCGGCGAGUCACCGGCCGCUUCGACCUUUCCGUGAAGGUCCAGUCAGCAGGCACCGACGAGCACUUCCUCGAGCUCCCGUGGUUCGAGAGGACAGCGGAGAUCUCCCUCGACAUGUCCGGGAUGCGUGUCCAGCUGCCGCCCGCCGCCGCCGCCGGAAACUUCACCCGCCUGACGAAGCUGCAGAUGUCCCACCUCCUGUUCAUGGACGGCGGCGGCGGCGAGGGCAUCAGCGACGUCGUCUCGCGCCGCUGCCCACGCCUGGAGACCCUCGAGCUCGAGCACAUCGACGACGUGGAGGCGCUCAGCCUCAGCAGCGAGUCGCUCCUGUGCCUGCGCCUCGUCUCCCUCUUUCCGCUCCGGCGGCUCGACCUGGAGGCUGCAAACCUGCGCAGGAUGCAACUGGAGGACUGUUUCGCCGGCCACGGUGGCUGGAACGGUGGCACAGCGAUGCGGCUCUCCACGCCGGUGCUGGAGGAGGUCGUCUGGGAGGACGAGUACCCCGACGUGGUUGAGGUGGUUAGGUUACCGACGUGCCUCAAGCAGCUCGCCGUCCGUGGCAUUGGCAAUCGGAUUUUACUAAGGUUUUGGAGCUUUUCUCACGGGCUGAUGUUCUAA
Oryza brachyantha (malo sina) is the source of this 999-nucleotide messenger RNA. RefSeq names its product putative F-box/LRR-repeat protein At3g28410. The transcript has a single exon. NCBI's taxonomy places the organism in Eukaryota, Viridiplantae, Streptophyta, Magnoliopsida, Poales, Poaceae. Gene Ontology annotation, molecular function: protein binding. The record is from RefSeq and is a predicted model, not a curated record. Bases 1 to 999 code for a protein of 332 amino acids.